CUUCCAACAUGGCCUCUCACUGACAGCUGUGGGGCUUCCAUUAUCUAAUUGACUGCUGUCAACGGGCGAGAGAUCGUCUCCAGACAGCUUUAUUCUGUUUGAACCUCUGUAUGAAAUUGUACGAGAGCGACCCUGGUCAUAAACCAGAAAUGAUAAUAUAUUUUUAAAAUACAGAGUCACACCCAUUGUAUUAGAAAAAAAUAAUCGAAAAAGAGGCGAAAGAGAGAGAAGAGGGGGUGAGAAGGGAGAGCUCAGCUCAGUAACCUGCAGUGUCGACGCUCCUUACCAGGGCGACGUUCACAGAUAUUUAUUUAUUUAUUUAUUUAUUAUUGACAACAUAAUAGGUGUGUAGCUAGCACAGUAGUAUGGACCGUUGUUUUUUAUGAGCUGCCUCGUUGUCUAGGCUUUUCUUUAUGUUCGACCUGUCUGGUGUUUUUUUCGGGGGAGAGAGAUGGGCUCGCCGGCUCUGGACUCGUCUCAGUGGCUGUCGGUGAAGGAGGAGACGAUUUUCCUUCAUGACGGGCUGAUUCGUGUCACCGACCUGGCCGAGCUUCCCAGCGAGAUCGGGGUCUCGGAACCGGGGGACACUGAGCAGGAGAUCUUGACGUUCGAGACCAAGAACCCCACGGAACUCGCUGAGCGGCUGCGCACGGUGUGUGGUAACCAGAGCAACGCCUACGCGCGGCUGCUGGAGUACCGCCUCAAUGCGCUGCGCGGGCUGUGGAAUGCACAGAGACAGCUGGCCCUGGAGGAGCAGCAGGAGCGGGAGAGCUCGGGGGACGAGGAGACGGUGGCCUUGCUCAAACGGCAGGGCCUCCUGCAGCAGCCCGAGCAGGCCCCCUUCACCUCCCGCAUGGGGCUGCUGCUCGUCUUCCCACUCAUCCAGUCCCAGUCGCGCACCGACCCAGCCCUCUGCAACAUCACUGCCGAGGUGCUGCUUGCCUGCCUCCGUGACUGCCAGCCCCUGAGCCUCACCAAAGAGCCUGCGGACUGCCUCAAUGGCCUGGAGUCCCUGCUCUGCUCCUGGCUGGAAGACCACACCAGCUCCGGGGAGCACAUCCUGCAGAAGCAAAAAGAGAAUGCAGCAGCAGCGCUCGUCGCUCUGGCCUGCGCAAGGGGGUCGUUAAAAACCCUAAUUCACACGGUACACCUGCUUCAGAAACAGACUGAUUUGGGGUAUUUGCCUGUUGCAGAUGUACUCUAUAGGUUAUUGGUGUUGGAAGGUGGACCCGGGUCCCCGUCCUGCUUGCUGGGGGGCAAACACAUGGUGUCCUGGGGCUUUGAGGACAUGCUGCCGGUACCUGACAACAGCAGCGGCGCCGGCAGUGACAGCAAAGACACAGAUUUAGGGCGUUCUCUUGGUACAGAUGGAUGUUAUCUCUAUACCACAAACUCAUUUGGAAAGGGAAUCAGCAAGCUUGGCUCAGGACUGCAUGGGACCUUACGUGGUUUUGUGUACUGCCGCAAUGAAGAGCUGGAAGCCGGUUGGGUUUCCUUUAGCAACUGCAGACUCCUUCACAGGCCUGUCUCCUUUGAUAACAAACCUCAUUACCUUUUCCAGGUCAUCGACCAGUUCACCCUCCAGGUGUGCCAGAUUGUCCCUAUGCCGGUGAACCACUUUCCUGUUGGCAGCAGCAUGACCACUGUCCAUCUCUGCUCUGAUGGCUCCUACGUCUACUGGAUCUGGUCUCCGGCAAGCCUGAAUGAAAAAACACCAAAAGGACACUCUGUGUUUAUGGAUGUCUUUCAACUAACAACGCAGAAUGGUGUCUGUGCAGCAAUCCCGCUCCAUGAGCGCAUCAUUCUGAUGAGAAAAGAGGGGGAGUCGUCCAAGUGUCUGAACGAGCUGCUUCUGAGCCGCAUGUCCCGUUUCAGAGCCUCCCACUCCGCCACACUGGCUGCGCUCACAGGGUCCGCAAAAACGGUCAACACAAGCUGUGGAAUACCCCUGAAGACUCUGCGCAGGACCCCGAUGUACACCUGCGGAACGUACCUGGUCAUGCUGGUGUCACCUCCAGGGGUAUCGGGGAGCUCCGCCACACGCUCACUGUUUGGGGGUGCCAGUGGGUUGUCAUCUCUGAAAAUCCUGGCCUCUAGCCUGGUGUUUAACAUUUCUGACGGACAGUUCACAAGCCGCGCUGACCUCAUAGAUGCCACUGGGAGUUCUCUUGGUCGUGGUGCUGUGGUUUCAGGACUUGGUGCCUGCUAUGAUUCCAUGAAUAACCUGAUCUGGACGUGUUCGAAUGACUAUAUGGAUCAAUGGUGUAACCCAGGAAACCAGGCUUUCCACCAUGUCUGCCAGCGUCUGGGCGUCAGCCACAUCAUCACAGAACCGCAAGUAGAGACAGUUGCCACCACUGAGGUGAUUAACCAGUUACUGCACCACGUGGGAGCCAUGUGUAUCCACCAGCUAAACAUCCUGGCUGCCAGCAGAAACGUACCAAUCAGCAGCUUCAUGGGAAAGCAGCACCCAAUAGAAGCACAGCAUUUCAGCAGCAUCUGUGACAUCAUGGAGAAGGCCAUGGUCAACAAGGACACAUGCAUCAUCCGCUGUAUUCUUGUAGUCUUUCAGGUGGUGUUCACAUUUUUCUUCAACCCUCAAACGGAGCGGAAUCGAGAGACUGUGCGCCGCUCGGGUCUUCUACUCUGGCAGUUGUUGAUGGCACCAAUAGACCAGAUCGGCGCCGAAAUCCAAAAGGAGGUCUGCCUAGCAAUCAGCUCUGGAUUAAACACAUUGUACCCAGGGGAGGCAGAAUUUAACAACUUGCUCAAAUUGGUCUUGACGGAAGGAGAGAGAAACACUGGUUUGUCUCGGCUCCGAGAUGUUAUCCUGACUAACCUCGCCAAUCAGCUACAGAACAACCGAUUUGGAAGUGAAGAAGAUGAACACUAUAGGCUGAACGAUGAGCUGCUUCACUAUAUCCUGAAAACCGUGGUUCGAGAAUCCUGUAUCCUCAUCACCAAGUGCCAAACAGUCACCAAGGAUGACUUUCAGAAGCUUCUCUCCACAGUGCCAUUCAUUAACAGGGUGAUGGAGGCAGUUCCCCUCACUGUACCUGCAGAGGGCGCCAUUGCGCUGCCUGCCGACACCAAAGCCCUGCAGAGGCACCUUUGUGUGGUGCAGCUGGCCCGGUCCCUGGGCCUUCACCACGCCAUGGACCGGGAGCACAAACUCGGCUUGAUUCACGAACUGAAGACGAGGUACCGACACGGGCUGGAAUUCGGUAAGCUGAGGCUUCCUUCAGGAAAGUCCAGCUUGAAAACUGAACUGCAGUACUCGGAUGCAUAUUGUCUUCUUGCUGCCCACGUGUUAAUCGAUAUGUGGGCUGAGACUGGUGAGGAGUGGUCUCUGUGGCAAUGUCUCAGACUGUUGGAAGAAGGUCUGAUUCAAAGCCCCUCCAACGCCCAGUUUAAGCUGCUACUCAUUCUCAUCUUCUGCCGACUGGGGGCAUUUGAGCCUGUUGUGGAUCUUUACUCUAGCCUGGACGCCAAGCAUGUGCAGCACGAUACCAUAGGGUACCUGCUGACGCGCUACGCAGAGUCCUUGGGUCAGUUUGCUGCUUCUUCUCAGUCCUGUAAUUUUUCACUCAGGUUUUUCCACUCCAACCAAAAAGAUACCUCAGAAUAUAUCAUUCAAGCAUAUAAGUAUGGUGCAUUUGAAAAAAUCCCAGAAUUCAUUGCCUUCCGGAACAGGCUGAACAGCUCGCUGCAUUUCGCUCAAGUUCGCACGGAAAGGAUGCUGUUAGACCUUUUUCUCGAAGCAAAUAUAUUGUCCAGCUUGGAGGAGAAUAUUAAAUCCAUGGGUCUGUGUCCUGAAGAGGAUGAUAUUCCCUGGAAUGAUAUGAGGGACAAUCGGGAUUUGACUGUUCUUGCCAGCUGGGAUCCAAAGGACAGGCAGCUUUCUGAAGAGCACAGGCGCUGGUCCCUGGAGGAGGAGACGCUGUGGCUGCGGAUUCGCUCCCUUACCCUGCGCCUGAUCGCUGCCCUGGCGACUCUCAAUCACACCGUCGAACCAAACAACUCUCAGAACGGAGUGGAGUGCAAACCCAAGACGCUGCGCUCACUGCUCAAACAACUGCACUUUGCUCUGGAGUCAGGGAAGAGCUUUUCAGAGAGGAACGUGCAGUACCCAUUUCUUGGCCCUCCCUCCACGCGCCUCGCCCCCGCCCUCGCCAGCGGGUGCUUUCAGUGUCAGACGAGCGCCUUCCAGUUUGUUAGUGACGUGUAUGAUCUGGACUCAAACGGCUUGGGCGACACAACCGAAGUCCAAGAAAGCAUAGGGAACAGUUUGAAAUCUUUAUUAGCACAGUUAAAAGACAUAUUUAAUAAAUGCAAAGGGGAUCUACUGGAAGUUAAGGACAGCCAGUGUAAAACCAAACCCUCCAUUUUAGAAAAUCUAGUCUUCUUUGUUGAGACCAUCUCCAUCGUCCUGUGGGUGUCGAGUUACUGUGCUAAUGUCCUUCGGCCUCUGAAGUCCAAUUUACAGAAAAAGAAGAAGAAGAAAAAGGAGACCAAUACAGCAACGCCUCCUGUGUUUACCCGUUACCAGGAAUAUGUUGCAUCGCUACAGACUUUACUCUCCGAGGCUCUUGAUCACAUUAAAGGGCUGGAAAUUACUCUCACUGCACUGAAGCUUGAAAGCCUGUCUCUGGAGGACAGCGCACUGUCUGAGGCUGAGAGGAAGUUUACAAAGGCCGUCAGAGGGAAGGUUCAAAGCAGCUACCAGCGUUCCCUGCAGGAAGUUGGCGAGCUCCUCAAGAAGAGACUGGACACCCUGAAAAGCCUGAAGAUCUGAUUGGCUCCAGCAAGUUGAUCUGAGCUAUCGUCAGUGCCAGUCUGUCCACCUGCGAAAUCCCGAACUUCCUCCUUGAACGCAUGAAGGACUUGUAAUCUUAAAAACGUUUUUAGAAUAACUACUCCAAAUAAAUUAUUGUACAUAAAGUCCACAGGAAACAAAACAGAAAAAGCUCCUGGACUGGGACACUUCACUUUUUUUUUCAAUACAUAUUCAUGAGCAUAUACCAACACGUUGUAUACAACCCUGUCUCCACGGAUCUUCGAUAUCACUGGGGGUGGGGAAGUACAGUUAGAAGCUUUUGUAUAGCCAUGUAUGUAGGGUGAAUAGCAAAAGAGACGAGAAGAGCCUUCAUCCAUUGAAAGGUGUUUAAUUUAUUGACUCUUAAUGAAAAGAGUGAAUUGUUACUCUGGAGCUCAGAAUGUCUUUUUUUUUAAUUUGUAGGAGCUUGCAGAAAACUUAAGCUGGGCCAGCAAUAACAUACAAGUUUGCAUUUUUUAAAACAAAGCUACGCACCACACGACCCCGCACUGCAGGGCAUGAACUGUUAGAGCACCAAAAAAGGGUCUUCAAAUUGGAAGGAUCAAAAUACACGAAAUCAGCUGGCGGCCUUUCAUAGUUUGUUUAAACUCUGAGAAACAGAUCCAGGUUCUGUAACGUUUUUGUUUCUUUUCUGACUCUACAUUUAUCCUGUAACUGAAAAUGUACACAGUGCAAUAACGGUGCCUGUCACAGAAUUGCCCAAACUGGGAGGAUUUUAAUAAAUAAGUGACCAGUUUUCCAAA
This is a messenger RNA of Polyodon spathula (Mississippi paddlefish), 5580 nucleotides long. RefSeq lists its product as uncharacterized. The transcript is spliced from 29 exons. Lineage: Eukaryota; Metazoa; Chordata; Actinopteri; Acipenseriformes; Polyodontidae. The coding region runs from base 452 to 4795 and encodes 1447 amino acids. The record is from RefSeq and is a predicted model, not a curated record.